Messenger RNA from Merops nubicus (carmine bee-eater), 2691 nucleotides. It is a transcript of the gene HMGCR, whose product is annotated as 3-hydroxy-3-methylglutaryl-CoA reductase. Gene Ontology annotation, cellular component: endoplasmic reticulum membrane; peroxisomal membrane. Gene Ontology annotation, molecular function: hydroxymethylglutaryl-CoA reductase (NADPH) activity; NADP binding; protein binding. Gene Ontology annotation, biological process: isoprenoid biosynthetic process; coenzyme A metabolic process; sterol biosynthetic process. The record is from RefSeq and is a predicted model, not a curated record. Lineage: Eukaryota; Metazoa; Chordata; Aves; Coraciiformes; Meropidae. Bases 16 to 2664 code for a protein of 882 amino acids. The transcript is spliced from 19 exons.
AAAAGAGACUCGAAAAUGUUGUCCAGGCUCUUUCGAAUGCAUGGCCUUUUUGUAGCCUCUCACCCGUGGGAAGUCAUUGUGGGGACAGUGACUCUCACCAUCUGUAUGAUGUCCAUGAAGAUGUUCACUGGGAACGAUAAGAUCUGUGGCUGGAAUUACGAGUGCCCCAAACUUGAAGAAGAUGUUCUGAGCAGUGACAUCAUCAUCCUGACAAUCACACGCUGUAUAGCAAUCCUUUAUAUAUAUUUCCAAUUUCAGAACCUAAGGCAGCUUGGAUCAAAGUACAUUUUAGGUAUUGCUGGCCUCUUCACAAUCUUCUCAAGUUUUGUUUUUAGUACAGUGGUAAUUCACUUCUUGGAUAAAGAACUAACGGGUUUAAAUGAAGCUUUACCGUUCUUCCUGCUUCUGAUUGAUCUGUCAAGAGCAAGUGCACUAGCCAAAUUUGCACUCAGUUCCAACUCACAGGAUGAAGUAAGGGAAAAUAUUUCACGUGGAAUGGCAAUUUUGGGCCCUACGUUUACACUGGAUGCUCUUGUGGAGUGUCUUGUGAUUGGUGUUGGUACUAUGUCAGGUGUACGACAACUUGAAAUUAUGUGCUGCUUUGGCUGUAUGUCUGUUCUUGCCAACUACUUCGUCUUCAUGACCUUCUUUCCAGCUUGUGUGUCAUUGGUAUUAGAGCUUUCUCGAGAGAGCCGUGAAGGGCGCCCGAUCUGGCAGCUUAGCCAUUUCGCUCGUGUUCUGGAAGAAGAAGAAAAUAAACCAAAUCCUGUAACACAGAGGGUCAAAAUGAUUAUGUCGCUGGGCCUGGUUCUUGUUCACGCCCACAGCCGCUGGAUAGCGGAACCAGCGGCUCAGAACAGCACCGUGGAGAGCUCGGUGGGACUGGAUGAGAACGCGCCCAAGAGGAUUGAGCCCAACGUGUCCCUGUGGCAGUUCUACCUCUCUCGAAUGGCCAGCAUGGACAUUGAACAAGUAAUCACUCUUGGAUUAGCCCUUCUCCUUGCUGUCAAAUACAUUUUCUUUGAGCAAGCAGAGACUGAAUCCACGCUUUCACUGAAGAACCCCAUAACAUCUCCAGUGAUGGUCCAGAAAAAGGUCCCUGAGAAUUGUUGCAGGAAGCAAUCUGGACUUCAGAAAAACAGUCAGAAAUCUAAUGCAGCAGAAGAACCUUUAGUUCCCAAAGAUGGAAAUGAUGAAAUCAUAAAGCCUGUAUUACCAGAGUCGUCAACCAAGGCUACAUUUGUAGUUGGCAGCUGCAGCCCUGUGGAAACUUCUUCAUUUCCUAGUGGGAAAGAGGAAGAAAUUGAGUUGCCUAAAGAACCACGUUCUAUUGAGGAAUGUGUUCGUAUACUUGGAAAUGCAGAGAAAGGAGCAAAAUUCCUUACUGAUGCUGAGGUUAUCAGCCUAGUUAAUGCUAAGCAUAUUCCUGCGUACAAACUGGAGACCCUCAUGGAGACCCAGGAGCGAGGUGUGUCCAUUCGCCGGCAGAUGUUAUCCAAGAAACUCCCCGAACCGUCGUCUUUGCAAUAUCUUCCUUACAGGAAUUAUAACUACUCUUUGGUUAUGGGAGCUUGCUGUGAAAAUGUGAUUGGAUAUAUGCCUAUUCCUGUAGGCAUAGCAGGACCACUGUUUUUGGAUAACAAAGAGUUUCAGGUGCCAAUGGCAACAACAGAGGGAUGUCUUGUAGCAAGUACAAACAGAGGAUGUAGAGCAAUAUGUCUUGGUGGAGGAGCAAGCAGCCGCAUUCUGGCGGAUGGGAUGACUCGGGGACCUGUAGUGAGGCUGCCCACUGCUUGCCAGGCUGCAGAAGUGAAAGUCUGGCUUGAAAGCCCUGAAGGCUUUAAAAUAAUGAAGGAAGCUUUUGACAGCACAAGCAGGUUUGCCCGCCUACAAAAGCUUCUCAUCAGUUUGGCUGGCCGUAACCUUUAUAUCCGUUUUCAGUCUGGAACAGGGGAUGCAAUGGGAAUGAAUAUGAUUUCAAAAGGUACUGAAAAAGCACUGGCAAGGCUGAAUGAAGAGUUUCCUUACCUCCAGGUUAUAGCUAUUAGUGGUAACUAUUGUACAGACAAAAAACCUGCCGCUAUAAACUGGAUAGAAGGAAGAGGAAAGUCUGUUGUCUGUGAAGCAGUCAUUCCAGCCAAGGUUGUUAGAGAAGUGUUGAAGACAACUACAGAAGAUCUAGUUGAAGUGAACAUAAACAAAAAUUUGGUGGGUUCUGCGAUGGCUGGUAGCAUAGGUGGCUACAACGCACACGCAGCAAACAUUGUGACAGCUAUUUACAUUGCCUGUGGUCAGGACGCCGCGCAGAACGUGGGCAGCUCUAACUGCAUCACCCUGAUGGAGCGGACCGGUGCAUCCAACGAAGACCUGUACAUCAGCUGCACCAUGCCCUCCAUAGAAAUAGGCACCGUCGGCGGAGGCACCAACUUGCUCCCGCAGCAGGCCUGUUUGCAGAUGCUUGGGGUUCAAGGUGCAAGCCAAGAUAACCCUGGUGAAAAUGCCCGUCAGCUUGCUAAAAUUGUUUGUGCGACAGUGAUGGCAGGAGAACUGUCACUAAUGGCAGCUCUUGCAGCUGGGCAUCUAGUUAAAAGCCACAUGAUCCACAACAGGUCAAAAAUAAAUCUACAAGAUCUUCAAGGAACCUGCACUAAGAAGGCAGCUUGAAUACUAAAACAGCUUUGAAAUGAAGAA